GACAAAAGAAGUUGACAGAAGCCUGAUGCUGCACAUCCUUCAUGACACCAGAAGAACAAGAAGCUGCCUGGAGACGUCGCCCGCAGGUGGCCGAGGACGUCAUGAGUCAGUGGCGGCGUUCAUUGGACCAGAUGGCGGCGGCGCGGCGGCGUCACCGCGGGGAGUGCGAGCGCGCUCAGGACGCGCUGGUCAAGGCGACCUCCUGCUUCCAGCAACUGGUGGCAUCGCUGGGCAGCUCGGCCGACUGCAGCUUCCUGCGGGAGGAGCUGGACGAGACGAGGUCGCUCGCACACGGGAUGUGCAGCGGGCUUUCCCGACGUCUCACGGCGCUUCUUUCAGACGAUGACUCUGCCCGCCCCGGGCCAGAGGACAAACAAGCAUUGGAGCGGCUGUGGGUUCACUUCCUGUCCGCGCUAGAGAACUUCCUGUCCGACCUACGCAAGGCUAGCUUCUUGAUUGGACACUUCCCGCUGACACAGCGCAACGACAGGCGCUCAUUGGUCAAAACAGGAUGUUUUGACGGCGUGGUGGGCGUGGCGGCCCGGGCGGCCUCCGUGCAGACCCCCUGGCCCAGCUUGGAGGAGGAGCCAAGUCCUGGUUUGGAGCAGCACAUUGACGGCUUGGAGGUGCUGCUGAGCGACAUGCAGCUGAAGGUGCCGGUGCCGUUCUGGUCUGUGGAGGCCACCCAGCCGGCGUGGGUGGAAGGUGGAGAGGAACCCGUUGAGCCCGACGACAGCUUGGAGGACCUGAUGGAGGUUGAGGCGGUCCCCAGCGACAAGAUGGCUGGCUGCUGUCAGCCGCCGUGCUUUGGACUGAGCUGUGUUGGCUAA
Messenger RNA from Nerophis lumbriciformis (worm pipefish), 830 nucleotides. RefSeq names its product regulator of G-protein signaling 9-binding protein. The record is from RefSeq and is a predicted model, not a curated record. Lineage: Eukaryota; Metazoa; Chordata; Actinopteri; Syngnathiformes; Syngnathidae.